AGGACUCUGCCUGUUAUACUCUGUUAACCACAGAGGCCCAAAGUUCUUCCAUAACUAAUCGGAGCCUGUGACUGCCUUGCGCGGCUCUGAGGAGCCGUCACAAUCCCUUUCCUCUCUUGGAAGCGGGGUGAUUGCAUGUGAACCAUGGAGCAGGGCAGCAGCCGCUCGGAGGACUUCCCUCUCAAUGUGUUUUCGGUCACUCCUUACACACCCAGUACCGCUGACAUCCAGGUGUCCGAUGAUGACAAGGCAGGGGCCACCUUGCUCUUCUCAGGCAUCUUCCUGGGACUAGUGGGGAUCACGUUCACCAUCAUGGGCUGGAUCAAAUACCAAGGUGUCUCUCACUUUGAAUGGACCCAGCUCCUUGGGCCCAUCCUGCUGUCAGUCGGGGUGACAUUCAUCCUGAUUGCUGUGUGCAAGUUCAAAAUGCUCUCCUGCCAGGUGUGCAAAGAAAGUGAGGAAAGGGUCCUGGAUUCGGAGCAGACGGCGGGAGGACAGUCGUUUGUUUUCACUGGUAUCAACCAGCCCAUCACCUUCCAUGGGGCCACUGUGGUGCAAUAUAUCCCUCCUCCCUAUGGCUCUCAAGAGCCCCUUGGGAUCAACACCACCUACCUGCAGCCAGUGGUGAACCCCUGUGGUCUCAUACCACCUGGAGGGGUGGUGAUGGCCACUCCAAGUCCUCCUCAGUACUACACCAUCUACCCUCCAGAGAAUGCCGUGUUUGUUGGUGAGCAAGACUACCCUUCGAUUGUGGCUGGUGGAAAUGACAGGUAUGUUGUGUGUAGUGGGGACGCUCCCCUUGUGGCUGUCACAGUCACAGCCCACGGGCAUUGUCUGGUUCAGCCCUGA
This is a messenger RNA of Hyaena hyaena (striped hyena), 849 nucleotides long. RefSeq names its product transmembrane protein 174 (gene TMEM174). Lineage: Eukaryota; Metazoa; Chordata; Mammalia; Carnivora; Hyaenidae. The record is from RefSeq and is a predicted model, not a curated record. The transcript has 2 exons. Bases 145 to 849 code for a protein of 234 amino acids.